Messenger RNA from Nerophis lumbriciformis (worm pipefish), 5409 nucleotides. Lineage: Eukaryota; Metazoa; Chordata; Actinopteri; Syngnathiformes; Syngnathidae. The record is from RefSeq and is a predicted model, not a curated record.
AUGCAAUCGUGCGCGAGGUGUGGCUUUGUGGUAUAUCCAGCAGAAAAGAUCAACUGCAUUGACCAGAACUGGCACAAAGCAUGUUUCCACUGCGACGUCUGCAAGAUGGUGCUGACGGCCAACAACUUUGUCAGCCACAAGAAGAGGCCCUACUGCUCAGUACAUAACCCGAGGAACAACACAUUCACCAGCGUGUACGAGACGCCCAUCAACAUCAACGCCAAGAAACAGAGCAAGUCCAGCAGUGAGCUGAAGUAUCUCGAGGAAGGCGAUCGUUUUAUGUCCACCUUCCACUAUGAUAUGAAGUCAUCGGAGCUGGAGAGGGCACGUCUAGCCAAUCAGAUGGCAAGUCAGGCCUUCAAGUCGCAAUCGGAAUUCUCCCAAGAGCAGACGUGGUACGGCAUGGUCACCAGCCAGGAGAUGGUGACCAUGUCGCAGGCACAGAUGAACGUCAGUGACGUAAAGUACACGGAAGAAUACGAGCAAUCCAAAGGCAAAGGCAGCUUCCCGGCCCUGAUCACACCGGGAUACCAGGUUGCCAAAAACGCCAACACUUUGGCGAGCGACCUUGAAUACAAAAAAGGGCACGAGGAGAGAGUUUCCAAGUACACGGCCUUCGCAGACCCCCCGGAGGUGCUCCUGGCCAAGAAACAAGGACAGAUUGUCAGCGAUUAUGCCUACACGGAGGAGUACGAGCAGCGCAAAGGCAAAGGCAGCUUCCCCGCACAUCUCACCCCAGGAUAUAAGAUAUCCAAAAAGGCAUCGGAACAGGCCAGCAACGUGAGGUAUCGGCACGUGUACGAGCAGGAGAUCAAGGGCAAAGCCAGCGCUGAAGUCGCCGCCGCUGAAAUGGUCCGCGCCAGAGAGAAUGCUGACAACUUCAGCCAGAUGGUCUACACCGAAGAGUACGAGCAGCAACGGGGCAAAGGAAGUUUCCCCGCCAUGAUAACGCCCGGUUAUCACUUUGCUAAGAAGGCUCAGGAAAACGCGAGCGACCUAAAAUACAGAAAAGACUUGAAUAAGAUGAAGGGCUCGUCCCAUUUCCACAACUUGACCUCCGAGGACAACCUGGCGCUUAUGAACGCCCGCAAGAUCAACAAGCUUGUCAGCGAGGUAGAGUAUAAGAAAGACUUGGAGAACAGCAAAGGACACAGCAUCAACUUCUGCGAGACACCCCAGUUUCAAAAUGCCACCAAAGUGGCUAAGUUUACCAGUGAUAACAAAUACAAAGAGAAGUACACCACAGACAUGAAGGGCCACUACGAAGGCUCGGGAAUCGACAAGAGGACCAUGCAUGCCAUGAAAGCCCGUACGCUGGCUAGUGACAUUGCAUACAAACAAUGUCACGAUCAAGAUCAAGGCGAGUACAACUACCAAGCCACGCUGACACCAGGCUACCGCUGCCAGAGGAAACUGGACCCACUGAAAGAUAAGAACUAUAGGCAGCACAUUGACCAAGUCAAGUACAACCUAGUAGCGGACACGCCGGAGAUCCUCCUGGCCAGGAAAAACGCUCAUCUUAUCAGCAACCUGAACUACAAAGCCGACUACGAGAAGACUAAGCAUCUGUACACGCUCAACGAAGACCUGCCCCAAAUCAAAAAGGCCAAAGACAACGCAGCCCUGUGCAGCGAUAUUAAAUACAAGGAAGCUUGGGAGAAGACCAAGUCUAAAGCCUGCGACAUUGGCGUAGAUGACCUCAGCGUCAAGGCGGCUAAGGCUUCCCGAGACCUCGCCAGCGAUCUUAAAUACAAGGAAAACUACCUGAAGAACAAGGAAGUAGCCGUGGGCGUCAAUGUGAGCGACUCCAAGACUCUGCAUUCGCUUCAGGUGGCCAAGAUGCGCAGCGACAUUGCGUACAAGAAGGGCUCCAAGGAGAACCAGUCCCGCUACAGCCUAGGAAUGGACAUGGUCAACCUGAGUCAUGCCAAAAAGGCCCAAGCUCUAGCCAGCGAUCUGGAAUAUCGAACCAGGCUGCACGACUACACCGUCAUGGCGGAUGACAUCAAGGUCCAGCAGGCCAAGAAGGCAUAUUCCCUGCAGAGCGAGAACCAAUAUCGGUCAGAUCUCAACUGGAUGAAGGGGGUAGGCUGGGAAACCGAAGGCUGUCUCGACCUCACUCAGGCCAAGAAAGCAGGAGAUCUGCUCAGUGAUAAUAAAUAUCGGCAGAAGGUGGAUCGCAUCAAGUUCACCCAAGUAGCAGACAACCUUUCCAUCCGACACGCUAAGAAGAGUCAAGAACUGCAAAGUGAUCUGGCGUACAAAGCAAACACGGAGCAGAUGAUCCACCAAUACACCAUGACCAAGGAUGAGCCACUUUUUAGACAAGCAAAGGCUAAUGCUGAGCUUCUCAGUGGGAAAGUCUACAAGAGUCAAUGGGAAAAACAACGGGAAAAGGGCUUUGAGCUUCGACUGGACUCGCUUUCGAUUCUCACGGCCAGAGCUAAGAGGGACUUGGCUAGUGAUGUCAAAUACAAAGAGCAAUAUGAGAAAAACAAAGGAAAGGUCAUUGGAAUCAAAUCGGUCAGCGACGACUCUCAGAUGGCUCACUCGGCUUUGGCCACAAAACUACAGAGUGGCCGCGACUACAAGAAGAAAUAUGAGGACACCAAGACCCAAUUCAAUGUUUCUCUGGACAUGCUGAACAUCAGUCAGGCCAAGAGGGCCCAAGACUUGGCGGCAGACUACAACUACAGAACAUACCUGCAUGACUACACCACGCUGCCAACUGACAUGAAAGUUGCCUGGGCAAAGAAGGCCUACGGACUGCAGAGCGACAAACUCUACCGAUCUGAUUUGAACUGGAUGAAGGGUGUCGGCUGGGAGGCCUCAAAAUCUCUGGAUGUCCGGCAGGCCAAAAAAGCAGGAGAGCUCCUUAGCGAGAAAAAGUACCGGCAGGAUGUGAGCGCCCUGAAGUUCACCAGCGUUGAAGACACUCCAGAAAUGGUGCAGGCCAAACUCAGCAACAAACUGGCAAUCGAUAGGUUGUACAGGGAGAAAGGAGAAAAUAUGAAGCACAACUACACCCUCAACGAGGAGUUACCAGAGUUUGUGCAGGCCAAGAUCAACGCCACGAACCUGAGUGAGAGUCGUUACAAGGAAUCUUGGAUGAAACUACGUGAUGGCGGAUAUAAAUUGCGUCUGGACGCUAUUCCGUUCCAGUCAGCCAAAGCGUCUGCAGAUAUUCUCAGUGAUCAAAAGUACAAAGAGGAGUUCGAGAAGACCAAAGGGAAGAUGAUUGGACUGAAAGGACUACAGGACGACAUGAAUAUAGCUCACUCUGUUUACGCUAACAAGCUACAAAGCGAUAUUUCGUACAAGAAAGAGUCGGCCGGCGAACUCUCCAAGCAUCACCUUCCCAUGGACAUGAUGGAGAUUGCCCAUGCCAAGAAGGCCCAGUCUCUGGUCAGCGAUCAGGACUACCGGCUCUUCCUGCAUCAGUACACGUCCCUGCCGGACGACAUGAAGCUGCAAGCAGCCAAGAAAGCGUACGCUCUGCAGAGCGAGAGGAUAUAUCGCUCGGACCUCAAUUACCUGCGGGGUGCCGCAUGGAUCGCUACCGGGGCUCUACAAAUUGAAGGCUCGAGGAAAGCAACCGACCUUAUCAGUGACAAAAAGUAUCGCCAGCAGCCGUACAACUUCAAGCACACAUCUGUUGCAGACUCCCCUGACAUGAUCCACGCCAAAUUCAGUGGACUGAUCACAAAUGAGCGUCUGUACAAAGAAAAAGGGGUGAGCGACCAGCACAGCUACACCAUUACAGCCGAGAGACCCGAGAUCACUCAAGCCAAGAUCAACGCGGCUAACUUUAGCGAGAUUCGAUACAGGGACUCCUGGCACAAUCUGAGGGCUCAGGGCUACAAGCUGACCAUGCAAGACAUCCCGUUCCAGGCAGCCAAGAGCUCCACGGGCAUCGCCAGUGAUUACAAGUACAGAUACAACCACCUGAUGGAAAAAGGAAAGCACAUCGGUGCCCAAAGCGUUUGGGACGACACGUACCUGCUGCACUACACGCAGGCAAAUCGGCUAGCCAGCGAUCAGGAGUACCGCAAGGAUGCACUGACAGCCAGCGGGCGCUACCACCUGACUCCUGAUAUGAUCCACCUCGUCACGGCCAAGAAUGCCCAAGCUCUCGCCAGCGAGCAGGACUACAGGAAGAGGCUUCACGAGUACACCGUGCUUCCUGAUGACAUGAAGGUCAAGUGGGCCAAGAAAGCCUACGAUCUGCAGAGCGAGACGCUGUACAAGUCGGACCUGAACUUCAUGAAGGGCGUGGCCUGGGAUGGCGUAGGGGCGCCGCAGCUGGAGUCGGCCAAGAAGGCCGGAGCACUCCUCAGUGAUAAGCGAUACCGCCAACUGCCAGACAGCCUGAAGUUCACCUCGGUGACCGACUCCCCCGAUAUGCUCCACGCCAAGGCCAGCUAUCAACAAUGCAGCGAGAGGUUGUACAAAUCGGGCAGGAACGACGACAUGAACAAGUACACCUUACAUCCGGACGAUCCCGACUUUGUCCGAGCUAAGAUGAACGCCCAGCACAUUAGCGAUAAAGUCUACAAGGCCUCCGGGGAGCUGGUGAAGACAUUUGGCUACGAUUUGAGAUUGGACGCCAUCCCCUUCCAAACGGCAAAAGCUUCUAGGGAAAUUGCUAGUGACGUGCGCUACAAGGAUUCUCACCUACGCGAGAAGGGCCAGCAGGUGGGACUGCGCUGCGUGGAGGACGACCCCAAAAUGGUGCAUUCGCUGGCGGCCAGCAAGCUCCAGAGCAACCUGGAGUACAAGCGGCAGUCCAAGGAGCAGCGCUCCAAUUACAAGAUCCACGCCGACCAGCCCGACUUCCUGCUGGCCAAGAAGAGUCAGGCACAGGCCAGCGACCUGACCUACCGAAGCAAGCUCCACGACUACACUUGCGACUCUCAACAGCUCAACGUCAUGCACGCCAAGCGGGCCUAUGAGCUGCAGAGUGACGUCAACUACAAGUCGGACCUGAACCGAAUGAAGGGAUCGGGCUGGACCCCGCCCGGCUCCCACAAGGUCGAGCUGGCCCGCCGAGCCGCCGAGCUGGGCUUCGCCGAUGGGGUGAGCACGGACGAGGCCAUCGCCAAGUACCAGCGCAUGAUCAUGCUUCACUACCAGCAGAGGAUGGAGGAGCAACAACAACAACAACAACAGUGGCAACAGAAUUCAUCCGAACUCGCCGAGAGCAGCGAGGAAAUCCAACGAGGCGUCAACAUGGAUGCCACCGAGGUGCUUCACGUCAACCGGACCAAGUCUAUCCAGACCGUGCAAAAGAAGACCACCACGACCACUACCACAAGCAGCAGCAGCGCCACCUUCAAAUCAAUGGAAAAGAAAUCAAGCAGCACUUCGUCGACCGCCCGACACGGCACAAAAAUCGUAAAAAACGCUUAG